Molecule: messenger RNA, 940 nt
Organism: Triticum aestivum (bread wheat)
Lineage: Eukaryota; Viridiplantae; Streptophyta; Magnoliopsida; Poales; Poaceae
Product: putative HVA22-like protein g
Exons: 6
Coding region: 126-602 (158 amino acids)
Source: RefSeq, a predicted model, not a curated record
CCCACCCCCGCACAUAUUCAAACCACGCGCCCCCUUGCCAUUGCCCUCUCCCUCCCAGUUCGUCCACGAUUCCAAUCCUCCCCGACCUCGAACGAGACCAGCCGCUAAUCCACAAGUUAGAGACGAUGGCGUUGUCACUCAUCACCAGAUUGCUAACCCUGGCUCUGGGGUACGCGUACCCGGCGUACGCUUGCUACAAGAUGCUGGAACUGCACCCGCCGCAGAUUGAGCAAUUGCUUUUCUGGUGCCAGUACUGGAUUCUGAUGGCGACGCUGACGGUCGUCGAGAGGUUCGCGGACUGGAUAGUGUCGUGGCUGCCGAUGUACGGCGAGGCGAAGCUGCUGCUCGUCCUCUACCUCUGGCACCCCGGCACACGGGGUGCAGGGCACGUGUACGAUGGCCUCCUCCGUCCGCUGGUGGCGAGGCACGAGCACGACAUCGACCGGGGCCUGCUGGAGCUGAGGGCCAGGGCGAGGGACGUGACGGCGUCUCAACUCAAGGCGGCGGCUGCCGUCGCUCAGGCGUGGCUCGUCGAGGCUGCCCGGUGUGUUUCGUCGCAGCUGCAGGCCGCGAGAUCAGACCGGGCAUGCGCCGCUCAUUGACGAGUAGGAAACUGUCGAUGUUGAUAGGCUUUCUCAUCCCACGGAGACCUGGCCGCCGUCAAUCUUCUCCAAGCCUCUCACCACCGCUGGACGGCUUCGCCGGACAAGGCCCCUCAGCGCUAGUGGCAGCGGGGAGGAUCUUUCCACAGGGGAGUUCAAUCAGUGGUGAAACCAGCCUAGAAAAUUAGUGGGGUCAAUUUUCUGAAUUUUUUCGUCACAAUGUACAAAAGUUGUAAAGUGGUUUAGGCAGUUUUUCUGAAAAGCUGUGGGGUCAGCGGACCCCACGGCCCACACAUAGAAACACUACUGAGUUCAAUGCGGCGGGGUUGGCCAAUUGC